Brienomyrus brachyistius is the source of this 6144-nucleotide messenger RNA. RefSeq names its product kinesin-like protein KIF3C. Gene Ontology annotation, biological process: microtubule-based movement. The record is from RefSeq and is a predicted model, not a curated record. Gene Ontology annotation, molecular function: ATP binding; microtubule motor activity; microtubule binding. NCBI's taxonomy places the organism in Eukaryota, Metazoa, Chordata, Actinopteri, Osteoglossiformes, Mormyridae.
AUAGAAAAGGCCAUAUGUAACUGGGCAACUGUCUCCGCCAUGUUGGUUCUAACGGAGCCGUUCGGCAGCGACAGGAGGUCGCCCGAGAUUGAGCCGAAAUGGCCGUUCCUACAACGUCGACUGACUAGUGGCGCUCCCAAAGUCCUGUUUUUUGACGGUAUGACAGAUUCAGAUUUUAGUCUGGCUCGGUGGCGUUAUGUGCGCCGUGAGGCGCAGGCGCGCCCCUGAUAUAGACGCGGAAUUUCACGUAUUCGCCCGGGUACCCGGAACAGGUCGGGCGGCGGGUCGUGGUUUUUACCCUCCUUAAAAUCUGAAAGCGCAAACCAAGGAGUGGAUGUUUGUCCUUCUACGUGCAGAAAAUGGACGCGUGAGCUGUAUAAAACACGAUCUUCGAUUAACAUAAUAAUCAAUUAUGCUCAAUUAAGUAAAUUGUUGUAGUGAAAAGCUUGAACAGUUUGAAGACAGAAGUAAUAAUAAUAAUAACAACAGCAGUUUAAGUACUUAAUAAUGCUACAAACUGGGAUAUAUGUAAAUAUAACAACAGCAUAAAUUACAUUAUUUAUUCCGUCAAAUCCACAGGCAGAUAGAUACACAUUGAAACGCCGCUAUUGUCUGCCUCAGAAUAACCUUUGACCUUUUAACGUCUGAUUGCAAACCAGAAAAUAAAAUGAUGUUUACUUUACUAAUCUAGAUAAGCCCCCAGUAAAUACAGUAUGUCUGAAUGAUGUAACAAGAUUCUUAGAGCUGUAUGACAGCACAGACCGUGGUUCUCAAAUGUCAGUUUCUUUGUUCCUCUACUGGAAGAGCCGUACACCCUUACUUACUCAUUUCUUUAGGAUUUUAAUAUUUGAAUGACUAACCAGUAGUUUCAGUUUUCACACUUUACAACUCUGUCGGUGUAUUGAGCCAAUCCUAGGAGUCUCACAGCCUUUUGGUGAGGUGACAGCUGGGGUCUCUGCCCUCGGUCUGAGUAACUGGAACUCAGAUGUUGCCACAAACUGCCCCAACCAGGGCUGACCCUGGGUUUACUGCUGCCCUAGGAGACUGGACCAUACCGGUUAAUUACCUGUUAAUUAUAUAAUUAACGUAAUUAACUUAUAUUAAAAACAUUUCCAUAGCACAGAGCAUACGUCUGCUAACUAGCUAGCUAGUGUUUAUUUCAUAUGAAAUAUUGAAACUAGUGUAAAUAAAUAAUUUCACGUGAAGAAACCAGAGAUAUUUAAUUUUUUCAAUUGUUUGGUUUGGUGUCCCCUAAUCGAAUGACACCCUAGGUGAUCACUUAUCAUGCCUAUAGGGCGGGCUGGCCCUGGCCCCAGCUUGGCAGAAUUCAUGGUGUCAAAGAUGCAAGAAAAAAACACCCAUAAACACACUGAAGAUGAAGGAUGUGUUUGCAUUGCGUUCGAUGAAGGAUGUGUUUGCAUUGCGCUUGUCUAAUGUAGGAUGUGUUUGCAUUGCGUUUGAUGAAGGACGUACUUGCAUCGUGUUUGUCUUCAACAACUACAUUGAAAAAAAUAACUUAUUAUAAUAUCCACCUUAUACCCAACCGAAGAACAGCAGAAACGUCUGGACCAUAAAUGGGAAUUUAACAGAUGCUAAAUUGGAUACAUUUUCUAAGAGUCACCUGUCAAAGGCCGGACCAGUAUUAAAUCUAAUGCCUCAGCAAUUAAGGAUGAGUAAAAUGUGGGUCACGUCAUUACAUCGAUAUCAAACCAAAUAAACAAAGCUGUUAUAUAUAGAAGGUUGUUGCAAAAUAGUACCUAUAUUUACCAAAUGCUACAAUAAAUUAAGCAGAUAUAUGUGAGCUACUAUUAACUGGUCUCACAUUUGUUACAUUAAACAUAAUUAUGGCAACUUUGGGAAAUGAAAUGAGUCACGGUAAAUUGUAAUUAAAACUUCAAUAUAUAUUUGCUGCGUUCGUUGGAUGUGACUAAUAAGCGAUGUCAGACUCCUCGUUUGUCUGCACGUUGUCUCAAACUAUGUGAUGUCAAAUGUAUAUUUUAAGAGGAACCCUGUAGGCAUAAUUCUCCCUUUCUAUAAGUUAAUAUUUUCUGAAUGUAUACUGAACAAACUGAUCAGUUGGUGGGUGGAACGAAAGUAAGCAACUCGUCGUUCAAUACAUUUGGCUGUGAACUUGAACUGCUGUAGAAGCGAUAUUGGCCUCUAUUGGUCAAAACACAAGUAAAUCCACUAUAACUCAAGUAUGUAAUAAUGCUGUAACAGAAAAUCAUUCUGCAGUGACGCCUCUCCCUGUCUUAGGGUAUAUCCACAUUCUAUAACUGUUUGUCCUGUUCAGGGUCACAGGAAACCCAGGGGACACCCUGGACCGGAUGCCAGUCUAUCACUGGGCAGACGCACCCACACAGUGGGCAAUUUAGAGAGACCUGUCCAUUUAAGUUGCAUAAGUUUGGACUUAAAUGCUGAUAUUUUGUGGCUUUUCUGUGUAUCUGCUUUGACCAGUUUGUAUUGCUGGGUGCUCUGGAGUAUUUCCUCUCAGGUAUCUGCUGUAGAUGAGCUCUUCCUGGGACCAGAACUUUAGAUAUAUGAAGUUGUAAUGAGUUGCUGUCCUUACCUGUUGUGUCACUGUCUCAGAAUCAGUGUAAAUCCUUUAUGAAAUGCUGCAGCUUGCUUCUGAUUAUUAGUUAUUUUACUAUUGUUUGCAAAUAAAUAUAUUGCCUGAUUUCAAUGGGAGACAAGUUUCUAGGAAAACAAUCACAGGUUUAAGGUUUUGUUACAGGAUUAACUCGAUAUAAUUGUGAAUUGUGAGUCAGGUGAGCCGUGGGUCCUGUGCAUAGCCGACGCCCCCAGGCACACAGAAGUCGCGCUUCGUCAGCUCGCCGCCAGAGGUCGCUGCGCUCAAAGCGACGCCGCGGAGCACCGUGAUUUUGCCCUCUGCACGUAAACAUCAGACAUCCUCGGACAACACCCACCCUGCACCAAGAACCUAGGCUUAUGAUUGCUAAAACUCAAGCCCGUGCUUAGUCAUAAUUCAUAAAUCACUCAGUCAAACGUCAACGAUUAGGUGGCCGUUUAUAAUGACUAUUGCAAAUGAUAUUGUAACUGUUAUAACAUGUCAUGAUCUUAUUAAAACAACGUCGCUCGCCCAUUCAUAAACAUGACCGCACUGUUAUAAAAUAGACACAAGCCUGCCUCACGAUUGCAAGUCUCAUUUCAUCUUUCGCGUACAGGAUUCAGCCAUGCCGCAUUAUUAGCUGUGUCAGUGAAACAGAUCCGACUACAAGUCCCAGGCUCAUCUUGCGGCGUCCGCAGUGAUACUGGGUGGGGGCUGCGGUGAGGUAAUGUGCCAGUGGGCUGGGUCCAGAACGGGGGCUGACAGCAUAUUCUCCCAGUACCAGCACCAGCGGGAGCGGCACAGAUAGAUCGCAUCCGGCUGCAUGCGGCCAAGGGACCGGCCGGGUGGACCGCGGAUACGGGUGCUAGCAUCAGGAGGGAUAAAGGAGGUGCCUGCAGGAACCGGCCGGUAAACGGUGCACUUAGAUAACGGCGUGCAUUUAUCCAGCGCCUCCCUUUAACGCUCUCCAUUGUCCAUUUAAACAGCGCUGCAUAUUCCGACUGAGCAGAAAUGAUGCAUAUGCGGCUCGGGCUUGUCAGCGACGCCUUGCAGCCUUAUAUCUUAUGACUUCAGCUCCCGAAAUUGCCUCAAUCUGAAGGAAGCUUGAAUUUUAUCCUUAGUGUCGAAGAUGUCAAAGAUUAAAAAUUGCGAAACGGUUAAAGUGGUGGUGAGAUGCCGCCCACUGAAUCGGAGAGAGGAAGCGACCAGCAACGAGAGCAUCGUGAAUAUGGAUGUAAAACUGGGACAAGUGUCCUUACGGAACCCGAGGGCACCUACGGGGGAGCUGCUUAAGACGUUUACGUUUGAUGCCGUCUACGAUGGCAGCUCGAAACAAAGCGACCUGUACGACGAGACUGUCAGACCCCUCAUAGACUCGGUGCUACUUGGCUUCAAUGGGACUAUAUUCGCCUACGGUCAGACGGGUACGGGGAAAACGUACACCAUGCAGGGCUUGUGGCAGGACCCGGAGAAACGAGGCGUCAUCCCAAAUUCCUUUGAGCACAUUUUCACACAUAUAUCUCGAUCUCAGAACCAGCAGUACCUGGUCAGGGCAUCAUAUCUGGAAAUUUACCAAGAGGAAAUCAGAGAUCUCCUAUGCAAAGAUCACUCGAGAAAACUUGAGCUCAAAGAAAAUCCAGAGUCAGGUGUUUACAUCAAGGACCUCUCCUCUUUUGUGACCAAAAAUGUCAAAGAGAUCGAGCACGUCAUGAACGUGGGCAACCAGACCCGAUCCAUUGGAUUCACCAACAUGAAUGAGCACAGCUCCAGGUCACACGCUAUCUUCGUCAUCACGGUAGAGUGCAGCGAGAUGGGCCUCGACGGGGAGAACCACAUCCGUGUCGGGAAGCUCAACCUGGUGGAUCUGGCCGGUAGCGAGAGGCAGAGUAAGACGGGGGUGCAGGGGGAGCGACUCAAGGAGGCCACCAAGAUCAACCUGUCUCUCUCCGCCCUGGGCAAUGUCAUCUCCGCCUUGGUGGAUGGAAAGAGCACCCACAUCCCCUACAGGGACUCAAAGCUCACGCGGCUGCUUCAGGACUCCUUGGGGGGCAACGCUAAGACCAUCAUGGUGGCCACUCUCAGCCCCGCCUCCUCCAACUACGAGGAGACCCUGACCACACUCAGGUACGCCAAUCGGGCCAAGAACAUCAAGAACAAGCCACGGGUCAAUGAGGACCCUAAAGACGCCCUUCUCCGGGAGUUCCAGGAAGAGAUAGCCAGGCUGAAGGCCCAGCUGGACAAGAAGGGCAUGCUGACCAAGAAGCGAAGGCGCAACAGCCGGAGGCUGAGGAGGAGCAUGGAUGGGGAAGAGGAAGAGGAGAUCGAGACAGACAGCAUGGAGAAGGAAAUGGAAGAGUACAUGAAGGAGCAGGAGGAGAAGCUGGAGCUGGAGAAAGCUGCCAUAAGGGACGACCGAAGCCUAGUCGCUGAGGAGAAGCAGCGCCUUCUGGAUGAGAAGGAGAAGAUGAUGGCCGACCUGAGGAAGGAGCAGGAAGCUACGGAAAAGCUAACAGCUAAAUUCAAGGCCAUGGAAAGCAAGCUCCUGGUUGGGGGGGAAAACAUCAUUGACCACACCAAUGAGCAGCAGAAGAUGCUGGAACUGAAGAGGCAGGAGAUCGCUGAGCAGACGCGCUGCGAGCGAGAGAUGCAGCAGCAGAUGUUGCUGCAGGAUGAGGAGACGUUGGAGCUCAGAGAGACCUUUUCCUCACUGCAGCAGGAGGUGGAGCUCAAGACUAAGAAGUUGAAGAAGCUGUUCGCGAAGCUGCAGGCCGUGAAGGCGGAGAUCAUGGACGUCAACGACGAGCAUGUGAAGGCCCGGCAGGAGCUGGAGCAGACCCAGAAUGAGCUCACCAGGGAGCUCAAGUUCAAGUACCUGAUCAUUGAGAACUUCAUCCCACCCGAAGAGAAGAACAAGAUAAUGAACAGGCUCGUCUUUGAUAAUGAGGAGGACCAAUGGAGGUUCCAGCCUCUCGUUCCUGCUGAGAAUAAAUUCAUGCAGAUGAAAAGGAGACCAGCUUCAGCGGUGGGGUACAAGCGGCCAAUCAGCCAAUAUGCCCGCAACGCGAUCGCCAUGGGCAGUCUCUCCAGGUACCGGGCUGAGAACAUCAUGCUGUUGGAGCUGGACAUGACCCCACCCGCUGUGUUCCACCUGGACUUCCCCAAGACACACCUGGAGCAGGACCUGGCGCUGCAGCUGAGCAGGGACCUACUGCUGGACAACGCCACCUACAGGGAGAUGGCUGCCGCCGCGCGAGUCAAAAAGUCUCGGUCCUGGUGUCAGACCCCACGUGUGCUCCUGCCCUCGCCUUCCACCUGCUCCCUGGCUUCAAGGCCUCAAGCCCCCCAACACGAGGAGGGGGCUGCUUCCAGCCCUUCCCAUCCAUGACGAGUAGCCCCGGCCACCCACCCUGGAACGGCCUGGCUCAUUCUCAUGUCCGCUGGGUUCUGUACUCAAAGCGUCUUAACUUGUGUUGUGUUUCUUGUCGCGGAAACCUUUUGUAACAGCAACAAACUGAACAGCGCCUCCUCUUUCCAAUGUAUUAUAAUCUGAACCAGAGAAGACACUAAUCUGAUGA